Chelmon rostratus (copperband butterflyfish) is the source of this 2387-nucleotide messenger RNA. It is a transcript of the gene grk4, whose product is annotated as G protein-coupled receptor kinase 4. Bases 239 to 1957 code for a protein of 572 amino acids. Gene Ontology annotation, molecular function: G protein-coupled receptor kinase activity; ATP binding. NCBI's taxonomy places the organism in Eukaryota, Metazoa, Chordata, Actinopteri, Chaetodontiformes, Chaetodontidae. The record is from RefSeq and is a predicted model, not a curated record. The transcript is spliced from 16 exons. Gene Ontology annotation, cellular component: cytoplasm. Gene Ontology annotation, biological process: regulation of signal transduction; signal transduction; protein phosphorylation.
CAGGCUGUGAAUGCUAACAAGCUCCGUCGUAAUCACACAGCUCCGUAGGUAGGGUUCGAGAAAACGUCUUGCAAUGGAGAGGAACGACGACCACUAUUAAACACCUACUAUGCGCCAGUGCCGCGUUCGCCCUGUGCGCGUGCAGCAGCCUCACCGUCGUCGGCACGUUCGAUCAGAAAAACCGUCUUUUUCCGCUCAGUGAAAUGUAUCGCGACUGCUCGGGAUUCACAUUCUGACAAUGGAGAUUGAAAAUAUCGUGGCCAACACGGUUCUCCUGAAGGCAAGGGAAGGUGGAGGAGGGAAGAGGAAUGGUCGCAGUAAGAAAUGGAAAGAGAUGCUAAAACUCCCCCACAUCAGCCAGUGUGAGGAGCUACGCCGCACCAUCGAGAGCGACUACACCAGUCUAUGUGAGAAGCAGCCCAUUGGUCGGCUGUUAUUCCGUCAGUACUGUGACACCAGGCCAGAGCUGAAGCGCUGCAUCGAGUUUAUGGAUGCUGUGGCCAUGUACCAGCUAGCUCCUGACGAGAAGAGGAGGGACUGUGGACUGAAUGUUUUAGACACAUACUUUAAUAAUGGGUCGGCCGCCCAUCUGCCAGACAUACCCCAGGACGUGGUCGCUGGGUGUCGGGAGAGGCUGGAGCAGAGUCCGUGUAAGGAGCUCUUCAAUGACUGCACCAAAAUAGUUCGUGAUUAUCUGAGUGGGGCUCCAUUUUCCUCCUACCAGGAGUCCAUGUACUUCUCUCGCUUCCUGCAGUGGAAAUGGUUGGAGAGGCAACCAGUAACCAAAAAUACCUUCAGACAUUAUAGAGUACUAGGAAAAGGUGGAUUUGGCGAGGUUUGUGCCUGCCAAGUACGUGCCACCGGUAAGAUGUACGCCUGUAAAAAGCUGGAAAAGAAACGAGUGAAGAAAAGAAAAGGUGAAGCAAUGGCACUAAACGAAAAACGCAUUUUAGAAAAAGUUAACAGUAGUUUUGUAGUUAGUCUGGCAUAUGCCUAUGAAACCAAGGAUGCGCUGUGCCUGGUGUUGACCAUAAUGAAUGGCGGCGACUUAAAGUUCCACAUCUACAACAUGGGAAACUCGGGCUUUGACGAGCAGAGGGCCAUCUUCUACGCUGCUGAGAUCUGCUGUGGCCUUGAGGACCUGCACCGUGAGAGGAUAGUCUACAGGGAUUUGAAACCUGAAAACAUCCUUCUGGAUGAUCGUGGACACAUUCGAAUUUCAGACCUGGGUCUUGCUGUUCAAAUCCCUGAAGGAGAGACGAUACGAGGGAGAGUGGGCACUGUUGGAUACAUGGCUCCAGAGGUGAUCCAGAACGAGAGCUACACCGUCAGCCCGGACUGGUGGGGGCUGGGCUGCCUGAUCUUUGAGAUGAUACAGGGCCAGUCGCCCUUCCGCAAGCGCAAGGAGCGCGUCAAGCGGGAGGAGGUGGACAGACGGGUGCGCGAGGACCAGGAGGAGUACUCUGAUAAGUUCUCAGAGGAGGCCAAGGACAUCUGCAGACAGCUUCUUGCUAAGGACCCCAAGGAGCGGCUGGGUUGCCAGGGUCGAGGGGCCAUAGAGGUCAAACAGCACCCCAUCUUCAGAAACAUCAACUUCAAACGUCUGGAGGCCAACAUGCUGGACCCUCCUUUCAGCCCCGAUCCUCGGGCCGUGUACUGUAAAGACGUCCUGGACAUCGAGCAGUUCUCCACCGUCAAAGGCGUGAACCUUGACCCCACAGACGAUGACUUCUACCACAAGUUUGUGACAGGCAGUGUCUCCAUCCCGUGGCAGAACGAGAUGAUCGAGAUGGAGUGCUUCAAAGAAAUCAACGUCUACGAGACUGACGGGACGCUGUGCUCGGACCUCGACGUGAACCGGCCUAAUCCUCCACCAAAGAGAGGCUUCUUCUACCGCCUGUUCAGAAGAGAGGCAAGUGCUAGUGCUCCGCCAACUGUCCGAGGGGGUGGGGGCUAAGGUCUGCUUUAAGAGCGGCUACAGUGACGACGAGAUCGAAGAGCCCUCGCGACUUUAAACCACUCCCUCCACCCGCCUCCUCCUCCCCCCUCGCCGCUGAACUUCACCACAAACUCCAACCGAGCGCAAAUCUUAGGAACUCAGUGAAUGUUGACCUGUAUUUAUGAGCUGUAUUAAAAGUGUAUUAUAAUUAAAGAAAAAAGUAUGAGUUUAAAGAUUUUGUACAUUUGUACUUGAAUUUAUGUCUAGAUGUAUAUUUUCACUAAAGGUUGUAUUGUACAAAAAGCCAUAAAAGUACCACUUGAAUGCAUACAUUACAUUUUUAUUUCCUGUUUAUUUUCUUUUGGAAUGAGUAUGGAUAAUGUGUAUUGGGGAGUUUUUUUAAGAAGCACAGUACCAGUAGUCUUUUUAUUUUUCUCAAUGUAGCAUA